CAGACGACCACAGCUCGCUUUGAAUGAGAAAGUAAACGUGUGUGUGCGCUGAUUUCUCCCCACGAAACGGAGUAAACUAUCACUGAGACAUGGAUGUGGACUCCAUGAAAUAUGCAGAGCUGAGAAGCCUCGCUAAGGAGCUCGGGCUAAAAGGGAAUAUGAAGGCCGAUAAGCUCCUGAAAGCGAUCAAGCAGCAAUAUCAACGAGAACAGGACAAUCAGGAGGAAGGACAGGGACAAGAUAACCAUGAUACUAGCGUUCAAAAGGACGAAACUGGGACACAAGACAGUGCUCAGGAGACUAAAGAGGCCCCCUGCAUGGAGGACGUUUUCAGCCCCGCUGUGUUUGUGAACACACGCAGAGGCAAAAGAAACGGUACCAAGAGGAAGAUCUCUGAUACUGCAGCAGUGACUGAGUGUGAUGACAAGCCUCCUCCAAGUGCUACAGAGGUUGACACUGAAGUGGCUGCAAUUAGUCCACCCUGUGAUGCAAGGGGUGCUAAGAAGAGACGAGUGUCCUCUACCAAGGAUUCUGACAAAAGGGAAACUGAGCCUCCUCAGGAGACUGGCAGUGAGCAGCAGCAGCAGCAGCCUGACAUUAAGGAUGAAGCACCUGUGCAGGAUGACAAAGGUCUGUUUCCAGAAAAACCACCCAAAGUGGCCAGAGCCGGUAAAAUCCCUCGUUACCAAGGACGCCAGCAGAAGAACAAGCCGGUGUUGAACCCUGUCACCCCGAACUUCAAAAAACUACAUGAGGCGCAUUUUAACAAGAUGGAGUCGAUUGACACUUAUGUCCAGCGAAAGACCAAGCAGAUGGAGACUUCCAGAAGUGCAGUUAAAGAACUGAAGAAGCUUUCAGCCAAAACUAAACUGCCGCAAGUUGAAGCCAAAGCUCAAACGAAGGCAAAUGGGAGUCGUGUUUCCUUGUUCAGCCCUGUCACGCUGAACAAGAGAGCAGCUGAGGACAGCAAAGCUCCUCCAAAAAAACCUGCAGGGAAGGAAGAUGCUCUGUUCAGACCGUCUGUCCUUUCCACUCGCAGGAUCAAUGUUCGGUUUUCAGAAGCCACUCGUGACAACGAGCACAAGAAGUCUUUGGUGAAGACGCCGGCGCGCAUGUCGCUCUGUGUGACCUCCAGCACCCCAAAAAAACAGACCGCCAAUGGAGAAAAGCCCAAAAAUGUCAAGACUUCAACUUUCUCUGCCACAAAAACUCCAGCAUUUGUUUUCACCGGCAACACAAGUACUUCAACGACCCCCGGAACACAAAAGAAGUCAAACUUUGAUCUGAAAGCGAGCCUCUCUCGUCCCCUCGGCUACAAGCCUCACGCAGGUAAACUCAAGCCGUUUGCAGACAACCAAGAAAACGUGGCAGCAAACAAGUCACUGAUUGUUAACUCCCAUCAGAAGAAUUACAAACAGCACCAAGUCCAGACAAGGGGAGAGAGGAGAGCAAAACAGGUUGAAGACCGGAAGCAGAAGAAAGAGAGUAUUCUUGGGGCAAGAAGAGGUCUCGUUUUGAUGUAAACAAUAUCGUGCUUGUUUGUAGACGUUUUGUACAGCCUGUUUCGCGCAGUGUAAAUAUUUUGUCGUCUGCAGCUUACCCUUUCAUUUCUGCAGUCUCUUUUAGUCUGUUAGGAAGCUUUCAUUUUCUGCUACUAUCUAACCUACCGUACUGUGUCUUUAAGAUUUGACCCAUGGUGUAGUGUUCACACCUUACAGCUCUGAAUGCUUUUUAUGUGUUUUUAUAGAGAAUCAAUCUCCUGUUAUGCUGCAUUUGAAACUUUCAUUUUGUUCUUAUAAUUUGAUGUGCUUUGUUUUUACCCUUUUGGAAAGACCGAUAAAAUAAUCCCGUGUCUACAUUGUCUAUUUUGUAGUUAAAAUUGCUAUCGCAGUUUAGUCUUUAUAAUAUAACGAAAUCUGUUUCACAAAAAAAAUGUUUAAAGUCACAUGAGAAGCAUUUUAUUCUCAAUUGUUCUGGUUUUAGAUCUGGUUGGUUGACAUGAACUGUUGGAGGAAAAUACAUACAGGACUUGAAACUUUUUUUGAAAAAGCAGCAAGAUGGUCUCAGUUAAUGUCCUGUUAUUAAAAGAUUUUAGAUGUCA
Molecule: messenger RNA, 2101 nt
Organism: Anoplopoma fimbria (sablefish)
Lineage: Eukaryota; Metazoa; Chordata; Actinopteri; Perciformes; Anoplopomatidae
Gene: nusap1
Product: nucleolar and spindle associated protein 1
Exons: 12
Coding region: 90-1523 (477 amino acids)
Biological process (GO): mitotic cytokinesis; mitotic chromosome condensation; establishment of mitotic spindle localization
Cellular component (GO): mitotic spindle; nucleolus; microtubule
Molecular function (GO): microtubule binding
Source: RefSeq, a predicted model, not a curated record